AUGCCCCUGGGCGACGAGGUGUACGCCAUGACGGAGUCACCUGAUAUGAUUCGAGUUGACCCUGCGUGGUUAGAGACUCUGGAGAAGAAAACCUUGAGUAAAAUGCUGGCUGCGCAUAGUGCCACCUCUCAUCCGCUCUUGGACCCUGACGAUGGCGCUACGUACAAUAUCGGUACACACUUAGGAGCGCGUCAUUCUUUCGUGCUUGUGUACUUUCCUCCCGGCGGAUCCGAAAGCUCAGUAGACCAUGUCAGAGCCGUGGGCACGAUACCGUUGCAAUCUUGCACAUCCGUGCUCUACGUGUACAGUUUCGGAAUGACUGAAAAGUGCGUGGUCGUGCUGGAGCAGUCUCUCUCCAUGCACCUGCCUUGCAUGUUAGCGUCGAGGUACCUGGGCUACAAGGUGUACAUGAACGCCCUGAAGUUCGAUGCCAAGAAGAACGUCCGCUUUCAGGUGAUGAACAAGAAGACGGGGCAGCUUCACCCCGCCGUGUUUGAGUCCGCCGCAUUUUUCACGUUCCACCACAUCAACGCCUUCGAACAGGGCGGCGAGCUCGUGGUCGACCUAAUAUGCUACGACGACGACAGCAUCAUCAGGUGCCUCGACUACACGGUGGACACUCACAUGGCGUUCAAGUUGGGCCACUUGCGCCGCUUUUCGCUGCCUCUGAAUCGAAGCCCGGGCAAACGUGUCAUGAUCCCGUCGCGGGAACUAGCCAAGGGCAAGCUGCGCGGGGAACUUCCGCAAAUCAACAACAACCGCAAUGGAUGGUUCCCUUCAGAGCCUGUCUUUGUAGCGCGUCCAGGCACUGUUGAAGAAGACGAUGGCGUCGUCCUGAGUUCCCUUCUACACGAAGAGAACGAGAAGAAGGUCGCUCUGGUGGUAUUGGACGCGAAAAACGUUCAAACAACUUGCCCUAGCCGAGUUUGA
Molecule: messenger RNA, 930 nt
Organism: Dermacentor albipictus
Lineage: Eukaryota; Metazoa; Arthropoda; Arachnida; Ixodida; Ixodidae
Product: beta,beta-carotene 15,15'-dioxygenase-like
Biological process (GO): carotene catabolic process; retinal metabolic process
Molecular function (GO): beta-carotene 15,15'-dioxygenase activity; carotenoid dioxygenase activity
Source: RefSeq, a predicted model, not a curated record